This is a messenger RNA of Gymnogyps californianus (California condor), 3926 nucleotides long. Its product is annotated as zinc finger protein 345-like. Bases 41 to 1726 code for a protein of 561 amino acids. The transcript is spliced from 3 exons. The record is from RefSeq and is a predicted model, not a curated record. Lineage: Eukaryota; Metazoa; Chordata; Aves; Accipitriformes; Cathartidae.
CGCCUGGGCUCUGCCCCCGCCGCAUCCCGCAGCUGACGGGAUGGCGGAUGGGACGGAAAACUGCCUGGAGGAACUCGAAGGAUCCGAGCUGUGUUGGGACCUGUCUGAGGUGGACAUCCCCCAAGAGCCAAACCCAAUGGCGCAGCGUGAGUGUGAGAGUCAACCGCAACAAGUCUGUGAAGAACCAAGCGAUGGACGCCCGUCACCGAGGAAGAGCGGACGGCUGCAAGCCCGCCGUGGGAGCCGUGCAACGAAGAAACCCUAUAUCUGCAGCAAGAGCGGGGCCACCCAUGAGGCCCCCUAUAGCUGUCCCGACUGCGGGAAGAUCUUCAGUCGGAGGUCCUUCCUCAUCCCCCACCAGCGCAUCCACACCGGUGAAAAGCCCUUCACCUGCCACGAGUGCGGGAAGGGGUUCCGAGUUGGGUCAGCUCUCAACAAGCAUCAACGGAUCCAUACGGGUGAGAAACCCUACAAGUGCUCGGACUGCGGGAAGCGUUUCCGUCUCACCUCCACCCUCAGCACCCAUCGGAAGAUCCAUACCGGGGAGAAACCCUACGUCUGCCUCGUUUGCGGGAAGACCUUUCGGUUGAGCACGUAUCUCCUGGCCCACGAAGCCACCCAUAGCGUGGACAACCCUUUUCGGUGUCCUGCCUGCGGGAAGAACUUCAGCUUGAGACGGUACCUGGCUAUUCAUCAGCGGAUCCAUACGGGAGAGAAGCCGUUCAAGUGCUCGGUGUGCGGGAAGGGUUUCAACCGGAGAUCGACCCUUAUCGUUCACCAGCGGGUCCACACCGGGGAGAAACCCUACAAGUGCCCCGAAUGCGGGAAGAGCUUCAUCAUGAGUUCAGACCUCGUCGCCCAUCGGAGAAUCCACACCGGGGAGAAACCCUACAACUGUCUCAAUUGCGAUAAAAGCUUUCGGUUGAGCUCCCACCUUACGAGACACCAGCGAAGCCACACCGGGGAGAGACCGUACAAAUGUAUGGAUUGCGGGCAAAGCUACGCAGACAGCUCGGGACUCAUCAAACACAAGAAGAUCCACAUGGAAAAGAAGCAGAGGACAUCUCAGGGAGCCCACCCAGGGGAGGGACGUUAUAAAUGCCCCUACUGUAGUAAGAGCUUCCAUGCAAAGUCAGCUCUGGUCCUUCACCGGGCUACCCACACCGGAGAGCGACCCUAUAGAUGCUCCAAGUGUGAGAAGACCUUCAGACACAGCGCAACGCUACUGAAACACCAACGAAUCCAUACGGGGGAGAGACCCUUCAAGUGUCCCGACUGUGAGAAGUGCUACAACGACGGUUCAACCCUUCGGAGACACCGGAAAAGCCACACGGAGGAGAAACCCUAUAAGUGUCCCAGCUGUGGGGAAUGUUUCGGUGCCAUCGCAGCUCUCCUGAAGCAUCAGCGGUUCCACACCGAGGGGAGACCUUACAGAUGCUCCGACUGCGGGAAAAAUUUCCACUCUAAUUUUCUCCUCGUCACCCACCAACGAAUCCACACGGGAGAAAAACCCUACACCUGCCCCAUCUGCAAAAAAACCUUCCGCCAAGCCUCCCACCGUACGAGGCACCAGGAGAUUCACAGGAGGAUCAGGCCUGGCGUUGCUUUGGGUGAUGUGUCCGAGCACCACGUGCAGAAAGGCAAGAGCCGGCACAGAGCGGGAGCAGAGGUGGGAUGUGAUGAUGAAUUAACGAGUCCAGAUGGUGCUUCCACAGCCCAACAAUAAAAGAAUUGGAGAUGCCCCGAGUUCAUCGACGGGUCCAAGUUACUCAUCGGUAGAAGAUGUGGCCCGUGUCCUACCUGAUAACCAUGGUUGUGUAAGUCUUUGCACACCCAGGUAUCGAUUUGAGCCCAGUAUUAGCGAAUUACUGGUGCCGUGGGGUUCCUAUGUCAAUGUUUUUGUAGCGUGACCCUUAUUCUUCUCACCCUGUUGACACUGAGUGCCUUUGGGCUAAGGCUCUGAUGGCUCUCGCUUUUAAAUUUAAUAUUAUUCCCUCAUCUCCAAGUCCACCUCCUCCCAAACUCAUCACAACCGACCCUCCAACCCAUCCUUCUCAGCUCACCCUUGACUUCAUCCCCCAUUUUUACUGAAGUAGGUCCCAAUGGGAUUCGGAAAAAAUCAUACUCAACAACUACUUUUGGAUCCCAACUGGUCCUUCAAAUGAGUUGAGCGAGCAGUAUUAACAAAUACAUCCAGACUGGACCCACCUUCUCGUUUGCCGUUGACGAAGGAUGGCUAGCCUGGCUCCGUAGCCAUGUCCUACCUCAGCUCAACUUACGCCCAUGCAGGGACCCCCCCCUUUUUGGGGACAGGCAUGGGAGUGCUUGAUGGUAUUGACGCCAAAGUCCUGGUCCAGAAGCUAGACGCAAUGACUACCUCGCUGUGAAAUCUUCGUAUUCCCUUACAAUCAUCGUUACUUAAGAUGGGAAUGGGACUGUGGUUGACCCCAAACGCUGUCCCUUAAGGAGAACGUCCAAUUUACGUUGACCACAUUAUUACUAAAUGCCUUGGGGGUAACCCGAGGGAACGUUUGCUUGGCUUUGAGUUGCCUUCAGACCCAACGGUGGGUUCAAGCUGAAACGUCAAGAGAAGGUGACACCAGAAGUCUACCUGCUGUGGGUCCAAGCUGAGACCUCAAGAGAAGGUGACACUAGAAGUCUACCUGCUGUGGGUCCAAGCUGAAACCUCAAGAGAAGGUGACACCAGAAGUCUACCUGCUGUGGGUCCAAGCUGAAACCUCAAGAGAAGGUGACACCAGAAGUCUACCUGCUGUGGGUCCAAGCUGAGACCUCAAGAGAAGGUGACACCAGAAGUCUACCUGCUGUGGGUCCAAGCUGAAACCUCAAGAGAAGGUGACGCCAGAAGUCUGCUUGCUGAAAUUCGUGAAGUUCCCUGGGAUGACGCCACCGAAUGUCACCUACGAGCCUGGUGGCACUUGGGGAAACUUUGCUUAUGAUGGAAAUGUGGACGUAGCUUGACUACCUGAGAUGCCGCUUCUGAACAAGCCUACCCCAUCGCGCCUUUGGGGUCUACACCAAGGCGGAUCCGUGAUCCGUCUCAUGGACAAGAGCCCUGACGAGGAACGAAAGGAUGGCCAUCAGUAGAUGCUGAAGAUCCCAUCCCAGAGCCAGGAGUGGGGUCCGCGGGGGAAGAGAAUUCCUUUUGAACCCCUAAUCCGUGCCUUAAUUCCCUUGGGGGAGUCAUUUCCCAUCACGCCUCCAGGAACCCACCGAGAUGAUGCUCAUCUACGCCAGGAACGGCUGCUUAUGUUUACGAUCUGUGCGUUAUUUUCUAUAUAUUGACUCUUUGUAGCCACACUACAAGUAUUAAUCUGUUUGUAUCUUUACUACCCAAUCUGCAUGUGGUUUUAACUCUACCGCCCCAAAUUACCACUUGCCAAAUACCGUCAGCUAACUCUACCCACUACCACCACGUCAUCCCUACCCCUCUCCGUACGAAUUUAUCUCUUAAUUGCGCAUUUUUUUGCAGCAUAGACACUUCGAUCAGCUGUUGAAACGGGCAAAGGAGCACGCACAAUGAACUCGAAAUUAAUUGAACCUUUAAUACAACGUACGCUUUAAGAACUGCCGCCCCGAUACCCGAAAAAUCAGACCGAUUCCCGAAUACGUUCAAAAAAUAGUCCAGCGUCGGUGGCGGGAAUCCAUUUUAGGAUGGUCUCCCACCCGUAUGGUCGGUCGUUGGUUCAGAUGAUGCUUGCACCGCUCAACGCUAAGAGAGGAUGAUCUGAUCGGGGACUUUGAAACGCUCCAAGCCCCUUAAUUAUUCUAAUAUAUACGUUAAAAAUAUAUGUUAGAAUUCAUUUUUAGCCCAGUAUGAGUGAAUUAUUGGAUUUACGGUUGUUUCCAUCCAGAAAAUUGUCCUACUCUUUGCACGCUUAUUGUGAAAUAAACGGUUUAUUCCUCAA